UUUUUUUAACAGCCUUAUGCCCAAGGAUAAAAAAUCUUCCCUCGAAAUUAUCUUCCAACAUCUUAAUUUACAGCAAAAACCUAAACCGGAAACUUCACCAGCCAAAAUACAAAUGGAACGACCAAAAACACCCCCUUCACCUGCUCUUUCCAUUGAAACAACCAUUAGUGAGGCACAAAGCCCAGAACCCCUCCCAGAACCUAAAUCCAUUAUAAUUGUUUCUACUGAACCCAGCAAACCCAACAACGACUGUAUUGAACCAAACAACAAACGACCAAGAAUUUACCCCCCAUCAAAUACAACAACUCCACCAGCCACUAAUACAAAUGAAAAAACAACGGCUCCAAAUAAUGUUUACACAAAAAAGCACCUACUCAAUAAUUUACCGGUAGCAAAAGCCGUCCUUGUCCAUAGAGGUAAUGAGACAUUUUCCACAAAAAAUCCUCUAUUUUUUAAUUUAUCCGGCCGCUCUUAUGGUAUUCAAAAUGGUGGUUUUGGUUCUCCAAUUCGAAAUUUGGCUGCUGUUGCUCGUCCACCACCCUUAAUGUCUAUCCGCAUUCCUGGUCCACCAACAAUACAACGCCUCCCUCACCCUUACUUUAACAACAAACAUUCACCAACAUCAUACUAUUGGAAUAAAAGAAAUUGAACUUUCCGUUGCUGGGAAUGUCGUUUUACGAAUGUCUAAAAUUAAAGAAUUCCCUUUUUCUUAUUUAAAAUUUAAAACCCCUUUUUUCCAUUAAACAAAAACAUAUUUGUUUUUAUCAAAACACCUGCAUUCACUUAAAUUAAAAUGUAUUUUUUAACCGCCUUUGUUUGAUUGGUCGUUCUUUGUGCCUUUUUUUAUUUUUGUUGUCCAACCCUUUUUUUUAUAUAUCUGCUCUAUCCUUUCUGUUUUUCUUCAUUCUAAAAAUAUUCUAAAAAAAUUGCUUUUCAACUUUUGACUGAACUUUGCUUUAGCUAAUAUAUUUUUGUUGGAAAAACUUUUAAUUGCUUUUAAAUAAAAUCUUAAUUUGUUUUUGCUUAAAAUUUGUGUG
This is a messenger RNA of Meloidogyne enterolobii, 1037 nucleotides long. The record is from the annotation of a GenBank genome assembly. Lineage: Eukaryota; Metazoa; Nematoda; Chromadorea; Rhabditida; Meloidogynidae.